Centruroides sculpturatus (bark scorpion) is the source of this 552-nucleotide messenger RNA. Its product is annotated as apoptosis regulator Bcl-2-like. Gene Ontology annotation, biological process: negative regulation of intrinsic apoptotic signaling pathway; intrinsic apoptotic signaling pathway in response to DNA damage; extrinsic apoptotic signaling pathway in absence of ligand. Gene Ontology annotation, cellular component: mitochondrial outer membrane. The record is from RefSeq and is a predicted model, not a curated record. The transcript has a single exon. The coding region runs from base 123 to 539 and encodes 138 amino acids. Gene Ontology annotation, molecular function: protein heterodimerization activity; protein homodimerization activity. NCBI's taxonomy places the organism in Eukaryota, Metazoa, Arthropoda, Arachnida, Scorpiones, Buthidae.
CAUCGUCUAAUUUUAUAGUGUUAGCGCCCCUAACCGUCAUCUCGGAACACGUUUUGACAGGAUGAACUUUUUUCGAUGGUGCUGUGGAAUUACGGAUAAAAUGGAAAUUAGCCAUAUCGUAAAUGACUAUAUCCUAUCGAUUACAGAUGCGUGGUUAUGAGUGGAAGAAGCCAGCAACUAGGCCCAGUGAAGUAACUAGGUCACUGAGAUUGCUCAGAAACGAAUUAAAAACGGAAUUUCGAAACGAACUUCACAAAAUGACUGCCAAACGAAACAAACAACUUGCGGCUCGUACCACUUUCUUGGACGUUGCUUACGAAUUAUUCUGCGAUGGAAUUUCUUGGAUAAAAAUCGUAAAAUUAUUUGCUUUCGUUCGUGAAAUGACUUUUACUAGUUACAAUAUAAAUAAAGCAGAAUUGGUGGAUGAUAUAGCCGAACUGUUGAGUUCGUAUAUCGAAAUCAAAUUACUGAUGUGGAUACACAACAAUGAGGAUUGUAAUGGACUAGUUACCUUCUUUGAAAAUAGAUGUUAUAAUUGAAUAUUUUAAUACU